CCUUACCAUCCAUUUUGGAAACGUCGACGUAGAUAUGGCUGCAGCUGACAUCACCGCAUUGUGGCACGCAGCUGCUCCGCCUCCACCGCCGCCUCCCACCGCUCGCGACACCACCACCCCACCACGAGCGUCACGCAUCGCUCUGGGCCAGGUGUUGGACUCGUUUACCAAUCGAUCCUCGCCCAAGGCCAGCGGCGCAUUGGGAAAGCUCUCCUCCUCCUCCUGCUCAUCGUCGUCCUCGCUAAGCUACCACGCCGACUCGCGCGGGGAUGCAUUGCCUGCGGAUACGUUUAGUCCCGAGCCGGCGCGACCGAGGUCGAGGAGUAGCGCGCAGGGAGCAGGAGCAUACGGAGACGCUUCGCCCGCGCCUACUUCGCCCGCGCCAGCUCCUCCUCGAGCUCACUCCCCUAUGAUGCCUCAGGCUACAGUGGCAGGGCACUACUCGCCUGCUCCGGCGCCCGCUCCUACGCCUGCUGCUCAUCAUCAGCAACCCUACGCAGCGCCGAAUCACCAAGUCCCCUGGCCUAGCGCGCACGCGUAUAGCCCCGCCCUUCACCACGCCUACCCUCAAACCUACUCGCACGCUCAACCACACGCAGGGCCGAGCUACCACGCAUCAUCGCCUUCCAUGCCAACAGCUCUGCCGCCGAGCCCCAUCCCGCCGCCGCCACGCAGUCGCUCUCCUCGCCCCGUGACCAUGUCCCUGCCUAGCGCUGCGGCUCCGGGCCAGUCGACUGCGAUCCCGCCCAUGCCGCCUCCACGCACUCGCAUGGGCAGCGUGGCAUCCACCACGUCCACGUCGCAUUGGUCCUCCCCGUCCUCCACCAGCCCGCCCCUCUCGCCCUCACGUACACGCACGGUCAGGCGCAGUCUACCUCAACCGCCCGGCCCUGCUGCGCCUUUUCAUCCACCCAGUGCUGUUCCCGGCUCCCCUCAUGCUGCGCCCGUCUUGCCUCGUGCUGAGCAACCUGUUCAGCCGCAGAUGGGCAGCCCGCCCACGGCGUCCACGGCGGCCACGGCGGCCACGGCGGCCACGGCGGCCAUGGCGCCCGCAUCCCCGCCUCCCCCCUUGCGAUCCCACACCGCCUCGAACGCUUCGUCGACAUCUACUCUGGGUCGAUCGGAAAGUGUCCGCCUCGCCGCAGAGGAGCUCAUGGCUCGCGGCCCUCCACGUCGCGGCGGUGCGCGCAAUCGAUUCGCGCCUCGAGGCCCCUCGCCGCUAGCGACGCCGAUGCAGGGGAGCAGUAGCGUGCCCGAGGCUGUGGGUGUCGCAGCGUCAGGUAGCGAGCAGGGUCAAGCCGUCCAGAGUAGCCAGAGCGAGCCUGCGCGGAUGCGGAUGCGCACGAUGGCCGAGAAGCAGCAGCACGACGGGGAGGAGGAGGCGAGCGAUGGCAUUACAUCGCUGAGCGGGGCCUUCGAACGGCACGCUCAGGUUGCAGACUUGCCCACCAGUCCUAGAAAGGCGCAAUCCUCCCCCUCCGUCCUUCCGACCCCGCCAGUCGACCCCGUGUCCCGCCCCUCAUCGCGUGGAGCAAGGGAUCAGGUACUUCGCAAUGCGGGCCAAGUUCCUGCCCCAUACAUCGCAGUCGCUCCGCCGCAAGCGCAGGAAGUGGUGCAACCAGCCGUCGUAAUCUCGCCAGGCCACUCCCUAGCCCCAGCAUCGACCAUCCCUCGUUUCUUCUCUCCCCCGCCAAACGUAGCCCCUCCCGUCGAUCCGACGCUCAGGAGCGGGACGCCUGCGCCGAUGGCCGCUAGCACGCCGAGCUUCUCCUUUUCGCCCGCCGAGGCUCCCCCUGCGCCAGCGCCUGCGCAAGUUCUGCCGCCGCCUCCGCCUACGUUUGCAUUCUCUGGGCCGGACGAGCAGGCGAAUACGGCGGGCGUGCCUAGCUUCUCAUUCUCUGGUCCCGAGGGGGAUGAGGAUGGAGCGUCAGGCCCAACGAACGACGCCCCACCAGCUAUCAGCGUCAAUGUCUGUGCGCCGGACGAGGAGGACCUCCCUCCCUCGACGACCCACUCGCGCUCCGUCUCAGCUACGUCGAACCAAUCGCACGUCUCGCUCCAUUCCGACCAAGGGCAGGCGCAACGCGCUACGGCAACCACAACGGGCGAAGUAGCUGCGCACGCGCACGCAAACGCGCACGCGCACUCUCCUCACGUCCCUCGCGGCGGCCCCAUCCAAUCCGCCUCCUCCAUCGCUGGCCUCACUUGCUCCUCCCCCACCUGCGGAAAGUACAUAGCCGGUCGCGUCCUCUCCGCUGGCCCUACAUUGGGGUACUACCACCCGCCUUGCUUCAAAUGCUCGCACUGCCACCUCUCCUUGGAACACGUGGCCUUCUACGAGCACGAAGGGAAAGCGUACUGUCAUUUGGACUACUACGAGUUGUGGGCAAGGCGUUGUUUCCACUGUAGGACGCCGAUUGUUGACGAGCGAUUCAUCAAGGUCGAGGAUGGGGCCUUCGCUGGCGCGGGCGCCAAAGGGGAGGAAGGAGGAGGAGGGGGUACGACGAGAUAUUACCACGACUUGCACUUCUUCUGUGCCAAUUGCGGCGACCCUUUCCUCGAUCCGAAGGCAGCAGCCGCGGGAGCAGCGGCGGGGACAGCGGCGAGCUGUAAGCCCUACCUCGUCCAUCAGGGCUACCCGUACUGCUCGCCUUGUCAUGAGCGGUUGCAUCUCCCGCACUGCAGGGGUUGUAGUGGGGUGAUUAGGCCGGAGGAGGAGAUGUUGACGUUUAACCCAGGGAGGUGCAAGAAGCCUGCGAACAAGGUGGCGGGCAGGGGCAUCGCGGCACCACGCGGGGAUAAGUGGCAUGAGCGAUGCUUGCGCUGCUCGCGAUGUGGGGGUUCGUUUGCUGAUGGGGAGGGGCAAGGAGGGGGGAGCAUCUUCGUCAAUGAGGAGGGAGAGGUAUUCGAUGGAGACUGCUACGCCAUCUGGUUGCGAGGGCAGGUCUAAGCGUGCGGCGGGGUUGUGUUCGCAUUUGUGUUCGUUGUCGUGUCCGCCUUCGUUUUCGCCUUCUGUAUCAUCGCCUUCAUCGAGGCCCUCCCCGUCUGUUAAAUAGUAAAUCGCGAUUCUCUCCAUCUAC
Molecule: messenger RNA, 3080 nt
Organism: Jaminaea rosea
Lineage: Eukaryota; Fungi; Basidiomycota; Exobasidiomycetes; Microstromatales
Exons: 1
Coding region: 35-2950 (971 amino acids)
Cellular component (GO): nucleus; Z disc
Molecular function (GO): transcription coregulator activity
Source: RefSeq, a predicted model, not a curated record